AGGAAAAAAAUAUGUCCGCUUCGCUAGCACCGGAAUGUAACCAGGUUAAAGAGCGCUACGACAAUUGCUUCCUAAAGUGGUACAGCGAGAAAUUCCUGCGUGGUACCGCUACGACUGAUGAUUGCAAGCCGAUAUUUGAGCAGUAUGAAAAAUGUCUAUCUAGAGCACUAAGCGAACGAGGCAUCGACAAAAUGCUCAAAGAAGUACGUGAGGACAAUAAAGAAAACGAUGCAGAGCACAUGAAUCCUGGUCGAUGAAAUAUAGGGCAUGUUCCCUUGAAAUUGUUCUUUUUCUCGGCAGCCAAGUCUACAACGAAACCUCGAUUUGCUACCGAUGCUCAAACAGUCGCCGGACGUUGCGCGUCAAUACCAUCUCCUCUACUUGCUUGUACUAUACUGAACCAUGGAUAAGAAUUCAAUCACGAUCUAUCAU
Exserohilum turcica Et28A is the source of this 432-nucleotide messenger RNA. RefSeq lists its product as uncharacterized. NCBI's taxonomy places the organism in Eukaryota, Fungi, Ascomycota, Dothideomycetes, Pleosporales, Pleosporaceae. The record is from RefSeq and is a predicted model, not a curated record. The transcript is spliced from 6 exons. The coding region runs from base 12 to 257 and encodes 81 amino acids.